Messenger RNA from Morchella sextelata, 957 nucleotides. RefSeq lists its product as uncharacterized. The coding region runs from base 1 to 957 and encodes 318 amino acids. The record is from RefSeq and is a predicted model, not a curated record. The transcript is spliced from 5 exons. Lineage: Eukaryota; Fungi; Ascomycota; Pezizomycetes; Pezizales; Morchellaceae.
AUGAGUCCUCCUCUUUCCACUCAGGCCCAUAACUACUUCUCCGCAAACAACGCCAAAGAUUGGUCGAUCCGCGACUAUUUCAACCUCAACGCAUCCACCCUGAAGGAGCCGGGCGGCUUCGAGUCCCUCGUUCGCACAUGGACACGGUCCUUAACUUCAUUCGCCACUGAUUCGAAGUCAUCAACCUCCAAGCGUAACAUAGCCAAACAGCUACUGGAGAAUUACAAAAAGAAGGGGGAUGACUUUCGAGAAGCGAGGAUGAUGAGGGCGAUCCUUACGAGUAUGCCUACCGCACAACCGCCCAUCGUCGUCCACGGCGAUAACGCGUUUAGCAAUGCGACCAUCGUCAGCGGGGAUAACGCAUUUGCCAAUGGUUCCGUCAAUGGCGCCCCUGUCGUCCCUCUGUCGGCUGCCACCCUCAUACAGUCUACUCCCACCGUACCCCAAACAAGGCAACCUACCCUCAAACGGAAGAGGAAGACGCCGCAAAACACUUCGUCCCCCCCUCUCCCCCUCCCCCCCGGAGGUGAUUCCACCAUGUCUAGCGUGCCAACCGAUAAAAAAUGGCACCUCCCUAGUGGUGUCUGCGUCGAGGAUACCCUCUACGAAUGUUUCAAGGGCGACAACGAGGAGUCUGCCGCACACUCCUGGGUCGUCGAUAUCAAAGAUAAAAACAUCAAGGCCUGCUUUACCCCGGAGGACUGGCAAGUGAUCUGCGAUGCGAUGCCUCCACCGCCAGCCCCGGACAAGACAAUGGCCCAGUCGAUGUGCAGAUACAUGGGUGUGAGUUUUGGCGCCUCGCCCUCCUCUUACCUUGCGGGCCUACUGACUGUCCAGAUUAAAACUGCGGACCGGCUCCGGGACUAUCUUGACAAUAACUCGCCGUUUGAACCCAACGAAGCAAUUGCGAUUACCCCCGACCAGUGCUGCGGGCGGAGAUGGGCUGAUGGCGUCUGA